This is a messenger RNA of Mollisia scopiformis, 1448 nucleotides long. Its product is annotated as arginase. NCBI's taxonomy places the organism in Eukaryota, Fungi, Ascomycota, Leotiomycetes, Helotiales, Mollisiaceae. Gene Ontology annotation, cellular component: cytoplasm; nucleus; cytosol. The transcript is spliced from 3 exons. Gene Ontology annotation, molecular function: manganese ion binding; arginase activity. The record is from RefSeq and is a predicted model, not a curated record. Bases 236 to 1222 code for a protein of 328 amino acids.
CUCUUUUACCUAAUCCUCCACCCGAACGCCCACACCUCGGAAUUCCUGUUGUCCUUACAUAAGCCUGUCCUUUUCUCUUUGAAUCAUCUUUUCUUUUCGUCUCAAGAAGCACAAAUAAAUAGUUUUCAAGUCGGAGUCGUCAUCGUGGAACCCCACUAACUACCCCACCAUCUAUUCUUAUUCACGCUUUCACACAUCGAACAUCUAUUUAUACAGGAUCGCAAGCUCUUUCAACAUGACAACUACUUCCAUGAUUCAACCAAAAUUCCUAACGAAAGGCGACCAGCUGGGCGUCGUCGCUGUUGGCUUUUCUGGCGGUCAAUGCAAACCAGGAGUCGAUGCCGCACCCUCAGCAUUGAUUUCCAGCGGUCUUCUCACCCAGCUACGAGAGGAUCUAGGAUACAAACUUUAUCACGAUGAUACCGUCCACUCGUACAAAGAGCUCCUCCCUGCAUCCGACCCCGAUUAUCGCGGAAUGAAGAACCCUCUCGCGGUCUCUGCUGUUACGCGCAAGCUCUGCGAUCAAGUCUACACCCAUGCGAAGGAAGGCAGAUGCGUCCUGACACUGGGUGGCGAUCAUUCUAUUGCCAUUGGCACGAUUGCGGGCACUGCGAAGGCGAUUAGAGAGAGAUUGCAUCGCGAGAUGGCUGUCAUUUGGGUGGAUGCUCACACGGAUAUCAAUACGCCUGAGACGAGCGAGAGCGGCAAUGUGCAUGGUAUGCCAGUUGCCUUCUUGACGGGUCUGGCGAAGGAGAGCAGAGAGGAUGUGUUUGGUUGGUUGAAGGAGGAGAAUAUGAUCAGUCUGAAGAAGUUGGUCUAUAUUGGCUUGAGGGAUGUGGAUAGAGGAGAGAAGUUGAUUCUGAGAGAGCAUGGUAUCAAGGCAUUUAGUAUGCAUGAUAUUGAUAGACAUGGAAUUGGCCGAGUCAUGGAGAUGGCUCUUGGACAUAUUGGAAACGACACACCCAUCCAUCUAUCCUUCGAUGUCGACGCAUUAGAUCCCAUGUGGGCUCCUAGUACUGGAACUCCCGUUCGAGGUGGUCUUACCCUUCGAGAAGGAGACUUCAUUGCUGAAUGCGUACAUGAGACUGGUUGUCUGGUGGCAAUGGAUCUGGUAGAGGUCAAUCCUACCUUGGAGCCGGGAAUUGAUGAUAUUGGAGCUCACCAGACGGUGCGAUCUGGUUGUUCGUUGGUGAGAUGUGCAUUGGGAGAAUCUCUAUUGUGAUUUGGAUGAUACCAGGGACACGGACAUAGGAUAGAUUUGCGUUGAUUUUGCACUGAUUUUACGUCUAUUUUGCGCUGAUUCUUCGACGGAUUUAGGGUAGUAUAAUAACUAUUCAUUUCUGAUCUCUGAUUGAGAUGCUGUGUAUUGUGUUCUCCUGGCGCGAGGGCAUUUUGAUGGCGCUGGAACAGUUUCCCUCUCCAAAGUGCGAUAAUUCACAAGCAGAACC